This is a messenger RNA of Talaromyces amestolkiae, 855 nucleotides long. RefSeq lists its product as uncharacterized. The record is from RefSeq and is a predicted model, not a curated record. Gene Ontology annotation, molecular function: protein binding. The coding region runs from base 1 to 855 and encodes 284 amino acids. Lineage: Eukaryota; Fungi; Ascomycota; Eurotiomycetes; Eurotiales; Trichocomaceae. The transcript is spliced from 3 exons.
AUGCAAAAUGCGACACAAGAGCGUCAGGAAGACGCUCUUUCUACCCACCAGUCUGAGCGUCAUUCACGUCAACAAGACUCGAAUAGUUCGACCCGUCGCCGCUCUCGCCCCCGACGUCAGGGCGUGGCGCUCCCGCUAGACCAACAUUACAACCAACCGAUCAAGCCGCACGUAUGGCGCAGCAAACGUCGCCUCUGGACACGAACGCAAAUCGAUCGGGAGCGGGAUGAGUUUUUCGAUACGAGGGUUACUGGCCGCGCAGAGGUGUGGGCUGCCCUCCGCGCAGCCCUGUCGCUAUUGCGCGAAAGCGAGAUUGAGACGGCGCAGGGAAUAAUCGACGCCGCUGGGGUCACUGUGCCUACUGGCGAUCUAUGCGAGGGCGCAUAUGACGAGAAUGGUGUGCUGUACCGCUUACCGCAAUGUAUUGUGAGCGACCCGGACAACAUUGUGGAUGACUCUGGUGGCGCCGCCGGCGAAACCGACGGAGGCGAUGAUGAUAUCGAAGAUGGCAUUUCAGAUCGCAAAAUUGUUUCGGAAGAGUCGGACGAGGAACUCAUUUCCGACGAUGUUGAGAGACGUCGUGAAGAAAAGGGCAAAAUGAGCGAGCGCGAUAUGAUCAGGGUUAAAGCAAGGUUGAGUGACCGUGGUGGUCCAGAUGUGAUCAUGCCUAUUGGAAAGACGCAAAAUGUGGGUGUGCUUGCUCGCAAGAUACAUAGUGAGGCCAAGUUGGCCAAUACUCAACGUAUACGAAUUGUAUACCUUGGCCGGAUGCUGAGAGAGAACGAGCCCUUGGUCGACCAAGGCUGGAAGCCAGGUCAGGUCAUCAAUGCAAUGGUGGUCGCCAAACCAUCUUAA